Messenger RNA from Prosopis cineraria, 1545 nucleotides. RefSeq names its product glyceraldehyde-3-phosphate dehydrogenase A, chloroplastic. Bases 144 to 1361 code for a protein of 405 amino acids. Gene Ontology annotation, molecular function: NADP binding; glyceraldehyde-3-phosphate dehydrogenase (NAD+) (phosphorylating) activity; NAD binding. Gene Ontology annotation, biological process: glucose metabolic process. The transcript is spliced from 5 exons. Gene Ontology annotation, cellular component: chloroplast; apoplast. NCBI's taxonomy places the organism in Eukaryota, Viridiplantae, Streptophyta, Magnoliopsida, Fabales, Fabaceae. The record is from RefSeq and is a predicted model, not a curated record.
CCUCCUCUCCGACGCUUAUUAAAAUUAAUCACGCAUUACAUUGAACCUGAAAAUAUUCACUCUUUGGUGCUGAUUUCUCUCCACAUUAGUGCCACCCCAGCUGCUUCCGAGCAUUCACUUCACAUUUUUCCGCUCUCUGGGUGAUGAUCAUGGCUUCGGCCACUCUCUCCGUAGCCAAACCAGCUCUCCAGGGAAAUGGAAAGAGCUUCUCCGAAUUCUCCGGCCUCCGCAGCUCAUCGGGCUACCUUCCCUUGUCUAAGAAAUCCUCCGACGACUUCCAUUCAGUCGUUGCCUUCCAGACCUCUGCAGUUAAAAGCAGCGGAGGGUACAGGAAAGGAGUGGCGGAAGCAAAACUAAAGGUAGCCAUUAACGGGUUUGGUAGGAUCGGAAGGAACUUCUUGAGAUGCUGGCACGGUCGAAAGGACUCUCCUCUUGACGUCAUCGCCAUCAACGACACCGGAGGUGUCAAGCAGGCCUCUCACCUCCUCAAGUACGACUCCACCCUCGGAAUCUUCGAGGCCGACGUCAAGCCCGCCGGCGACAGGGCCAUCUCAGUGGACGGAAAGAUCAUCCAGGUCGUCUCCGACCGCAACCCCGUCAACCUCCCCUGGAAGGAACUGGGGAUUGACUUGGUGAUAGAAGGAACAGGGGUGUUCGUGGACAGAGAAGGAGCCGGGAGGCACAUUCAGGCAGGAGCCAAGAAGGUGCUCAUUACAGCACCAGGCAAAGGUGACAUUCCUACCUACGUCGUUGGCGUCAACGAAGACGCUUACAGUCCCGACGAGCCCAUCAUCAGCAACGCUUCUUGCACCACCAACUGCCUCGCCCCCUUCGUCAAGGUUCUCGAUCAGAAAUUCGGUAUCAUCAAGGGUACCAUGACUACAACUCACUCCUACACCGGAGACCAGAGGCUGCUGGACGCCAGCCAUCGUGACCUGAGGCGAGCCAGAGCCGCCGCGUUGAACAUUGUGCCGACUUCAACUGGAGCGGCCAAGGCGGUGGCCCUUGUUCUGCCGAGUCUAAAAGGGAAGCUGAACGGGAUUGCGCUGCGUGUGCCGACGCCGAAUGUGUCAGUGGUGGACCUGGUGGUUCAGGUUUCGAAGAAGACUUUUGCAGAGGAAGUGAACGCUGCUUUCAGGGAGAGCGCAGACAAGGAGCUGAAAGGGAUUUUGUCAGUGUGCGAUGAACCGCUCGUGUCGGUGGACUUUAGGUGCACCGACGUGUCGUCCACCGUGGACUCUUCGUUGACGAUGGUGAUGGGAGAUGACAUGGUGAAGGUGAUUGCCUGGUAUGACAAUGAAUGGGGUUACUCCCAAAGGGUUGUGGAUUUGGCUGACAUUGUUGCCAACAAAUGGAAGUGAGCCUCUCCUCCCCCACCAUUUCUCAAUCGUCCACGGACUUGGGCCGUUUCUAUUUUUGUAUGAUUUACAACAUUUCUUGCUUCUUCUUCUUUUUCAAUUUUCUUACUCAAACCUGUACCCAGAAAUAGAACCCUCAAUUUUCUCUCGCCUUCUCAUUCUGUAAUAAAAUUCUUCUCGCGUUGAA